AUCAGCAUAUAUAUUCUCUGUGAGAGGAACAAGAAAAUUUUUCGCAGGAGAAUUUCAAAGUAAUUUAUAGUUAUUUUUGCUGAAAACAACAUCAAAACCUUUUAAACAUGUUCGAUAGACGUAACGGUGAUCGUGCUGGACCUGGAGUUGGUGGAAUGGGCGCUAUGGGCGGCAGCGGUGGUGUGUAUCGUGAUCAGCAGCGUGGUGGUCCGAUGCGCGGCAAUGGGCUUGCACGUCCACGUCCUGCACCUUAUGCUCGCGGUGGGGUUGGUGGUAAUGGUGCUCCAUUUCGCGGCGGACCUCCACGUGCUGGCAAUAAUGAUCGUCGAAUGGAUGGCGGCAAUAAUACUGGCACACCCGGAGAUCGUUUGCCCACUAUAAUUUGGUCUGAAAUAAAAUUGACGCCAUUCCAAAAGAAUUUUUAUCAACCAAGUACAACUGUUGUGGAACGCUCGAAGAAUGACGUGGAUGGGUUUCUUACUUCUAAUGAAGUAACAUUGAAAGGUGACGGUAUACCAUCGCCCAAUAUUGAGUUUAGUGAACCUGGUUUCCCAGAACACGUUUUAGCUGAGAUCAAGAAAAUGGGAUUUGCUAAGCCCACUGCUAUACAAGCUCAAGGCUGGCCAAUCGCUCUGAGCGGACGAGAUAUGGUCGGCGUAGCACAAACUGGAUCGGGUAAGACUCUUGCUUAUGUACUACCGGCUGUAGUACAUAUCAGCCAUCAGGCUCGUUUGGAGCGUGGCGAUGGACCUAUUGCUCUGAUUUUGGCGCCGACUCGUGAAUUAGCUCAACAAAUACAGCAAGUCGCUAACGACUUUGGUUCUAAGACCCAUGUACGUAAUACGUGCAUCUUUGGCGGAGCACCAAAACAACCCCAAGCUCGUGACUUGGAACGUGGCGUUGAAAUAGUGAUUGCUACGCCAGGACGUUUGCUCGACUUCUUAGAGAGGGGUGUUACUAAUCUGCGACGUUGCACUUACCUUGUACUAGAUGAGGCUGAUCGUAUGCUUGAUAUGGGAUUUGAACCACAAAUACGACGAAUAAUUAAGCAGAUCCGCCCAGAUCGACAAGUUUUGAUGUGGUCGGCCACUUGGCCAAAAGAAGUGCGCAAUCUGGCCGAAGAGUUUCUUGAUAAUUAUAUACAAAUUAAUAUUGGUUCAUUAACCCUUUCAGCCAAUCACAAUAUACUUCAAAUAGUAGAUGUGUGUGAAGAAAAUGAGAAAGACAAUAAGCUUAUUAAGCUUUUAUCUGAGAUUUCGGCCGAAUCAGAAACUAAGACCAUAAUAUUUGUUGAGACCAAAAAACGCGUGGAUGAAAUAACUCGUGUUAUUGGACGUAACGGUUGGCGCGUAUGUGCCAUUCAUGGCGACAAAUCGCAACAAGAGCGUGAUUUUGUUUUGUCGUCUUUCCGUAAUGGACGCCACUCAAUUUUGGUGGCGACAGAUGUGGCUGCCCGCGGCCUAGAUGUUGAUGAUGUGAAAUUCGUAAUUAAUUACGAUUAUCCUUCGAAUUCGGAGGAUUAUGUACAUCGUAUUGGGCGCACAGGACGCUCGAACAAUACGGGAACGGCAUACACCUUAUUCACCACUUCAAAUGCCAACAAAGCUAAUGACUUGAUACAAGUGCUGCGCGAAGCAAAUCAGGUCAUCAAUCCGCGACUAGUUGAAAUGGCUUCAUCGUCAGGCUACAACCAUAAACGUAACUCACGUGGUGGCUAUCAAAAUCGCGGUGGCAAUCAUAUGGCUGGUGGCACCGGUUAUGGUAAUCGCGGCAAUCGUGGUUAUGGUAACAAUAAUAUGGGAGGAAUGGGCGGCGGACAGUCGUAUCAACAGCGCCCACAACAAGCGCCGAAUGGUGGCAAUCAAAUGUAUCAACGUCCGAAUGGACCGCCAUCUCGUUUCUCAGCUGCACCACCUCAGGGCGCAUAUGAUCGUAAUCAGCAAGCCGGUGGACAUAAACCCUAUACAAAUGCCGGAGCUGAUGGCGUUGACAAACGUCCACGAUUUAACCCACAGCAACAACCGCCACAGCAAGCUUCGGCCUAUCAGCAACAACCCCGCAUACCUUAUGGGGCCAAUGCAAACAGUCACCCGAGUCAUAAUGCCCACCAUCAACCACCUCCAAACCAUCGUGGCCCACCACAAGUAAGUGGAGCUGCGGGUGCCUCUUCAGCUAUGUAUACUCAUGCACCUCCUUCGCAUCAUCAUUCGACCGUAGGCGCUCACUAUGCCGUUCCCUCCGGAUUUGGUGCCGCAUCGGGCAACAUGUUUGCCUAUCCUCCACCCCCAUUACCCGUGCAGAAUUAAGAGAACAUUAAUAUAAUAUUAAUAUCAUCAGUAGUUUAAAACAUAUUGAAAUAACUUUUGCAUUUGGCAUUUGUUUAGAUUAAAUUUUUUUGUUCAUUUAGAGUGUAGCGUAGUAAUGUCCAUCGUGUCGUAUUACUACGAGUAUUCUGUAGCCUGGUCGAAGCUUGGAUGUAAAGGCCAAGGCAAUGCUGCAAUUCAUUAUUUCAUUUAAACGCACCGAACACCAUACUGUUCUCUUUGUUUGAUACUUUUGUUGCUUUAUUAAUCCUCCAUGUACUUUUAAGCAUUGAAAUUUCUCUUAUUUCUUUCUAUUUAAUUGUAUUGCUAAUGCAGCAAAUACAAUAUUUCAGUUCUCGCGGGUGGCAUUAGUCAUAGUUACUAAAAACUAUCCUCCCUUGAAAAGAAUAAUUUUAUUUAAUUAUGUUUCUUGUGUUUCCCUAAGAAAUUUUUUUGAUAUAAUCUUAUCUGAUUUGCGUUCCUGUGGAAAUUAUACAAAUUAAAAUAAGUAAUUUGUUCACUCACCACUUCUAUAUAUUCACUAAAUUCCAUCAUUAGUUCUUACAUUCAUCACUACUUGGAAAUAAAUAUUAGCAAUUACAAUAAUAGAACAUAACUGAAGUGAAUUGUAUUUCUUGAAUUUUAAAUGGACUUAUACAUACUUACAAAUAUAAAAGUGAAAUAAAGAAAUUGCAUUCAUGCUUUUAAAUAUACUGCAACCAAAUGGGGUAUAUUUUAAAGCCCUAAA
This is a messenger RNA of Bactrocera tryoni, 3051 nucleotides long. RefSeq names its product ATP-dependent RNA helicase DBP2. The coding region runs from base 108 to 2306 and encodes 732 amino acids. The transcript has 4 exons. Gene Ontology annotation, molecular function: RNA helicase activity; ATP binding; RNA binding. Lineage: Eukaryota; Metazoa; Arthropoda; Insecta; Diptera; Tephritidae. Gene Ontology annotation, cellular component: cytoplasm; nucleus; ribonucleoprotein complex. The record is from RefSeq and is a predicted model, not a curated record.